Molecule: messenger RNA, 1050 nt
Organism: Coccidioides posadasii C735 delta SOWgp
Lineage: Eukaryota; Fungi; Ascomycota; Eurotiomycetes; Onygenales; Onygenaceae
Biological process (GO): clathrin-dependent endocytosis; intracellular protein transport
Cellular component (GO): plasma membrane; clathrin coat of coated pit; clathrin coat of trans-Golgi network vesicle
Molecular function (GO): clathrin heavy chain binding; structural molecule activity
Source: RefSeq, a predicted model, not a curated record
CACCUCUCAACCUUUGAUCAUCAUUUACUUCAUUCCCCCACAGCAUCCGAAAGCAAUUGGUUCUUCUACUCUGUAGAAACAGCUCAGCCAAGAAGACCUGUUCGUUCUCCUAUUCAGGCCACGCUUUAUCAUCCUCCAUAUCCCACCUACCUCUCUCCCAUUACAACCACAUCAUGGCCGACCGGUUCCCUUCACUGGAUGAAUUAGGAGAUCAGCCCGUGCCAACCAGCGGCAAUGGGGCUGCUCCGGCCGCUGAUAGUGAAGACUUCUUAGCUCGCGAACGUGCUGCUCUGGGAGACGAUGCAGACCAAUUUAUUUCAGCAAAUGACCAUAUCAAAUCCCCUACAGUUGAAGAUGAUGGGGGCGAUCUUCUUGGUGGAGGUGAAAUCCAGCAUGCUGAGGCAGACACCACGGGCUUUGAGUCUUCAUUCCCAGCUCUAGAAUCACAUAAUGAGCAAGUCGCUCCUGGCGGAACCAUCACGGGCCCAGACAGCUUCCAGCCAUCAUACUCCUCGUACCAAAAACCCGAAGAAGAACCAGAAGCCGUUCGUGAAUGGCGCACGAAGCGAGACGAAGAACUCAACCGCCGCGCGGCCAUCUCUGCCGAACGCAAAGCUGCGACCAUCAAAAAGGCCCAGGAAGACAUCGACGACUACUACGAAUCAUACAACAAACGCACCGACAAGGCCAAAGAGCGCACCCGCACCGAGGCCGAAGAGUUCCUUGAAAACCGCGAAGAUACGUCCGCCGGCGGCACUAGUUGGGAGCGGAUCGCCAAACUGGUGGAUAUCAGUGGAAAAGGGUUGAAAGGCGGUGCGAGCGGAUCCGGCAAAGAGCGGUUUAGGGAGCUGUUGCUGGAACUGAAAAAGGAUCAAAAUGCUCCGGGGGCUAACGGGAUCUGAACACUUUCAGUGAACACUUCUAUUUUUUUUCUUUUACCGUAAAAACCCCUUUCAAUGUUGCCAUUGAGAAGACUCUUUGUGGAGAGCUGGUUCUUGGGGCAUCAUUGUCUCCCCACGGUCAUGUGUAACUUUAGAGAUUCUAACCUAU